GUGUACGUAACUGCAGCACCAGUGCCAGUAGAAGCUGUAUUGGAAGGAGGAACUGAAGUACAAACUCAUGGAAUUUCACGACCAAAACCAUUAAAGUACACAGAGCCACCUCCUGCCCCCGUGCAUAUAACUGCAACAAUACAACCUUGUCAACACAUAGUAGGAGAAGAACGGGCUGUGGAAGUAGGAAACGACAUAGAGGGUUACAGAGAUUCAGGAGCAACAGUAUCAACAUAUUCAACACCAGCUCCAACGCCUGUACAUGUGACUACAACCACACAACCCAGUGAAGCUGUGUUAGGACGAAUAUCAGACGUAGAAAGUUAUGCAGCAGGUCCACCAGCAAUACCACCAACACCUUCAACACGAGCUCCAGCACCCGUGCAUGUGACUGCACCAUCACAACCUGUAGAAGGAUCAAGCUUAGAAGGUUAUGGACGCUUACGAUUUAAAAUGUCGAAAUUUUCCCAUAAACGAUAG
Molecule: messenger RNA, 480 nt
Organism: Strongylus vulgaris
Lineage: Eukaryota; Metazoa; Nematoda; Chromadorea; Rhabditida; Strongylidae
Source: the annotation of a GenBank genome assembly